This is a messenger RNA of Castor canadensis (American beaver), 1853 nucleotides long. NCBI's taxonomy places the organism in Eukaryota, Metazoa, Chordata, Mammalia, Rodentia, Castoridae. The record is from RefSeq and is a predicted model, not a curated record.
GCCUCUGGGCCUCUCAUGGGUGUCCUGACAAUAUUUAUUAAAUGAAAAAAAGUCUUAAUUAUUACCCCCAAUUUUUAAAAUCCUGAAAUAUGAAAAGAAAGUGUUCUUGGCUAUCAUCUGGUCCAAAUUUCUCAUUUGUAGUGAGAAAACGGGGCCCUGGAGGUAAAAAUGACUCGUGUAAUGUCACACAGCCAAAGUCAAAGUCUAGGUGUCUAGGAUCUCCACCCAGUGCUCCUUGUAUCUGGGCCUCCUUCUUCCAGUUAGUAAGAACUAUUCUGAUGUCUGUAUUAAAGUGAAGCAUUCCAUAGAAAGUACUGAGAGCCCAGCCCCGCCUCCUUCCCUGCACAUGUGACUCAGGAGUCCUCAAGGAGGAAGUUAUAAUAGGCUCUGCCUUUCAGUUCUUCAUUUCACUUUUGCUACUGUGUUCCAUGCACGGUUAGCCAGGAAAAGAGGCCUGUGAAGAGGUGCUGCCAUUGUGAGACCCCAGGAUUUUCUUCUGGCAAGGUUACAACUCUACUCUUCUAAUUUUUGCCAACAAUGGAUUUCAGUGAGUGUCUUUACAAUAUUGGGGAGCAACUUGACAGUGAUGAGUUGGCCUCUCUCAAGUUCCUGAGCCUAGACUACAUCCCACAAAAGAAACAAGAGCCCAUCAAGGAUACUUUGAUGCUAUUCCAGAGACUGCAGGAGAAAGGAAUGUUGGAGGAAGGCAAUCUGUCCUUCUUGAAGGAGCUGCUUUUCCGAAUUAAUAGACUGGACCUGCUGCAAACUUUUCUGGCCACAACCAAGGAAGAGAUGGAAAAAGAGCUCCAGAUUCUAGGCAGGGCCCAGAUUUCUGCCUACAGGGUAAUGCUUUUUCAAGUUUCAGAAGAUGUAGACAAGCAGGAAUUGAAGUCUUUUAAGUUUUUUUUGAACAAGGAGAUCUCCAAGUGUAAGCUGGAUAAUGACAUGAGUUUGCUCGAUAUUUUCACAGAGAUGGAGAAGAGAGUCCUCCUAGGUGAAACAAACUUGGACAUCCUGAAAAGAAUCUGUGAGCAAAUCAACAAGAGCCUGCUGGGAAAGAUCAAUGACUAUGAAUUGAGAAGAUGUAGCGACAAUCUGACAGAGAGAAGAAUGAGCAUUGAAGGAUGUUCAGAUUCAUUUUUGAAUGGGGAGGGGUCCCUCGGAGCACUGGCAAUGUCAGACUCUCCAAGAGAACAAGACAGUGAGUCACAGACAUCGGACAAAGCUUACCAAAUGAAAAACAAACCAAGAGGAUACUGUUUAAUCUUCAACAAUUACGAUUUUAGCGUGGCACGGAAAAGCGUACCUAAACUUCACAACAUUAAGGAUAGGAAAGGAACAGACUUGGAUGAAGAGACUUUGAGACAAACCUUUAAGAUGCUUCAUUUUGAGAUAAUACUUUACAAAAACGCCACAGCAAAGGAAAUCUAUGAGGUUCUACAAUCCUAUCAAACUAUGGACCACAAUAACAAAGACUGCUUUGUCUGCUGUAUCCUCUCCCAUGGAGACAAAGGCAUUGUCUAUGGCACCGACGGAAAGCAGGCCUCCAUCUAUGAACUGACAUCUUAUUUCACUGGUUCCAAGUGCCCUUCCCUGGCUGGAAAACCCAAAGUCUUUUUUAUUCAGGCUUGUCAAGGGGAAAACUAUCAUCAAGCUAUACCUAUUGACACUGACUCAGAGCAGGACACCUAUUUAGAAAUGGACUCAUCAUCUCAAAAGAGAUAUAUCCCAGAUGAGGCUGACUUUCUGCUGGGGAUGGCCACUGUGACCAACUGUGUUUCCUACCGAGACCCCUUGAGAGGGACCUGGUUUAUCCAGUCACUUUGCCGGAGUCUGAAGGAAAGAUGUCCUCU